Abrus precatorius (Indian licorice) is the source of this 720-nucleotide messenger RNA. Its product is annotated as aquaporin SIP1-1-like. Bases 1 to 720 code for a protein of 239 amino acids. Lineage: Eukaryota; Viridiplantae; Streptophyta; Magnoliopsida; Fabales; Fabaceae. Gene Ontology annotation, cellular component: membrane. Gene Ontology annotation, molecular function: water channel activity. Gene Ontology annotation, biological process: transmembrane transport. The record is from RefSeq and is a predicted model, not a curated record. The transcript has a single exon.
AUGGGGGUAACAAAGGUCGCCAUUGGAGACGCAAUUUUGACAUCAGUAUGGGUUUUUGGUCUCUUGGUUUUGAGGAUUCUUGCAAUUAAGAUAACUGCUUUCGUUGGUCUUCAAUUUGUAUCAAUUGUAAACCUUUUCAUUACCCCCAUCCUAAACACUUGUUUUGUCCUUACCAUAAGGUUGAUUGGUAGGGCCUUGGGCGGUGCUAGCUUCAAUCCCUCAGUCACCGUUUCCUUCUAUGCUGCAGGGCUUAGACCCAAUUCAUCUCUUACAUCCAUGGCUAUUAGAUUUCCUGCUCAAGCAAUUGGGGGAGUUAUUGGUGCUAGGCUUCUCCUACUAGUGAUACCAACCCAAUACAAUCACAUGUUGAAAGGGCCUUUGUUGAAGGUUGAUUUGCAUACAGGAGCCAUGGUAGAAGGGGUGUUAACUUUUAUUCAUAACUUAAUUAACCUUUCUAUAAUGCUCAAGGGUCCUAAAAACCCAUUUUUGAAAGUGUAUCUAUUUUCUGUGGCAACAGUGAUUUUGGUUGUGCUAGGUUCAGGGUUCACAGGGCCUUCAUUGAAUCCGGCCAAUGCAUUUGGAUGGGCUUAUGCGAACAAUAAGCACAAUACUUGGGAACAAUUUUAUGUGUAUUGGAUAUGUCCUUUCGUAGGGGCUACCUUAGCUGCUUUGGUCUAUCGAUUUUUGUUUAUCUCAUCAACCAAGCAAAAGAAAGCUUGA